Bombus impatiens (common eastern bumble bee) is the source of this 1552-nucleotide messenger RNA. RefSeq lists its product as uncharacterized. Gene Ontology annotation, biological process: sensory perception of smell; detection of chemical stimulus involved in sensory perception of smell. Gene Ontology annotation, molecular function: olfactory receptor activity; odorant binding. Bases 363 to 1484 code for a protein of 373 amino acids. The record is from RefSeq and is a predicted model, not a curated record. The transcript is spliced from 6 exons. NCBI's taxonomy places the organism in Eukaryota, Metazoa, Arthropoda, Insecta, Hymenoptera, Apidae. Gene Ontology annotation, cellular component: plasma membrane.
GCAACUACUUGCGUAUGGAUGCAACAGAGAGUGAAAUAAUCGAAUAUGAAAGAUAUACGUAUAGAUGAUAACAUCUGUAUCGUGCAUAGACCAACCCCGUUCCCUAUAAUCUUCGUUACUAUCCAGCAAUUACGUUAUAAAACACUACUUGGAACAUCGAGGAAACUACAAAACGGACCCUUUACUGGGAAAUAAUAACUCGGGUUUUCCGGAUACUCUGCGUGUGAUAUGUAAUAGUCCUACACUGAAUGAUUAAUGAGAAUAAUUUAUUGAUCUUCGUUGGCCGCUGUUUUACGAACAUUUACAUCAGGGUAAAAGUUAUUUCGUUCGGUGUUCCAUGUUUCUAAAGAACAUUCAGUGAAAUGAGCAUGUUUAACGUGAACAUUCGUCAAGUACUGUACAUAGUGGAAUUGGCUGGAAUGUUCACGUGCACCUGGCCAAUUGAUCCGAAUAAUAAUAAGAAACAAAUCUUUUUUCGCAACAUCCGAUGGUCGUUUGCGAUAUUAAAUGUUAUUUUCCUAACGAUAUCCUUGGUGUUCGCUAUCUUUCACUUUCGACACGAUAUACCUAUUUUAAUGAAAACUGUCUCCGAAGUAACAGCUCUACUGGAGGUGCUCUUCGAUUUGAUUCUUUGUAGAAGGAAUAACGCUCAACUACAGGUUCUGAUAGGAAAAGUUAAAGCAUUCCUGGAAGUGGCCAGUGAACAUGAGACUAAGGCAAUAGAAAGAUACAUGGAUCGUUACAAGCAAUUUCUCUCGGUAACUGCAAUGGGAUAUAUCACAACCGCGAUCUCAUUUAGUUUGGCGCCUUUCUUCUCGGCCCAAGAAUUACCAGCAGAUGGAUGGCUUCCAUUUUCCACCGAAUCACUCGGAAUAUAUUGCAUGGUCUACGUUAACCAAGUUUACUGCAUUUUUCAAACGGCAUUCUGCAUUGGCGUUGAUUUCACGAUCGCUGUUUUGUUCAGUUUCUCCGCAGCCAGACUAGACAUACUAAGAAUGAAACUACGGCACGUGAAUAGUUCUGACAUACUGGUAAGCUGUAUCAAGGAACACCAAGAAAUAAUAGGAUUUGUGGAGGAUACUAAAGCUACUGUUGAGACUUUAUUAUUCAAAACGAACGCCACGAUGGGAAGCGCUGUGAUAUGCGGAGCUUUCCCUCUGAUUUACAAUCAAUCAUUGGCCGUAAUGAGUCAGUAUCUUUCUUUUGUGGUGUCUGGUUGUACCCGCCUGUACGUCAUCUCCUGGCCAGCGGACGAUUUAAAAGAAAGUAGUGUGCAGUUCGCAAAGUCGAUCACCGACGUUCAAUGGUUAGGAAAGCCAAAAGACAUGAAAAGCUCCAUGCUUAUUAUGAUGCAGAGAAGUCAAAAACCGCUACUCAUUAGAAUGAGUGGUUUACUACCGCCUCUUACCUUGGAAUAUUUCGCAAACUUUAUAACUACAGUAUCGUCCUACUUCAUGGCAAUGAGAUCAAUGAUUGAAUCGUAAUUUUCCUGAUACACGUUAUUUGAAUAUGUAAAUUACUGAAACAUGUAAUAAAUUUAUUGCGUUCGAAC